Molecule: messenger RNA, 1810 nt
Organism: Cavia porcellus (domestic guinea pig)
Lineage: Eukaryota; Metazoa; Chordata; Mammalia; Rodentia; Caviidae
Exons: 6
Coding region: 1-1494 (497 amino acids)
Biological process (GO): RNA methylation
Molecular function (GO): RNA methyltransferase activity
Source: RefSeq, a predicted model, not a curated record
AUGGGCUUCCUUGCAGACUUCUGGAAGGGGGAGCGCAGGGUCAGGCCUGUGAAUAUUCAUGCAGGCCUGGGAGAGUCCCUGGGGGUACAAAACCUGGCCAGUCACUGUGCGGCCUUUAGGCCCAUCCCACCCCCUCUAGAGCUCAAUUUCACUGUGCGCACUGAGGACCCUGCCCACAAGGAGAUGGAUGGAGACAUCAAGUCCAGGACAGGCCACAGAGAUGAGGCCAAAGGGACAGGAGCCAAGGGGUCCCUGGGGUGGGACGCGGAGCGUGAGGGGCGCGGAACGCAGGGCGCGGGGACAAGCGGGGCACAGGGGCGCAGGGCGGGUCCCGGCAGGCGGCGCCCUCCUCCUCCUCUUCCUUUUCCUCCUCCUCCUGUGCUGCCGCUUGGCUCCCGCUCCCCCUCGCGUCGCAGCCGGCACUUUGCAACCUCCCUGCCCGCCGCGGCAGCUGCAGCUCCGCGCCCCGCCGGCCCGGCUCGUCCCCCGGAAGGGGGCAGCGGUCAGCGGCGCGCAGCGGCGAGGGGAGCGACCCGCGCGGGAGCUCGGGGGCGGGAGCUGAGGCGCGCCCGCCGCGCGGGGACCAUGGCCGGCGCUGCGGAUCCCCCGGGCAGGGCGGCUGAGUACCGGCAGGAGCUGACCCGGAUCGUCGCGGCGCAGCAGGGGCUGCUGGCGCCCCGGCGGCGGCGCAUCGAGGAGCUGGAGCGCCAAGUGGCGCGGCUGAGCCGCGAGAACGCCGGCCUGCUGGAGCCGCACCGGCGACACCUGGCCGCGUGCGCCCGCCGCGUCGACUCGAGCCCUGGACCCAGCCCCGGACCACAACCGCUUGGCGCCGUCCCGGAGCUCGGCAGCCGCCGCGACAAUGGAAUGGGACAGAGACCAAAUAUGGCUUGUACUUGGACUUUGAAGGAAGUGAUGUCAUAUCAGCCACUACAGCGAAAACUCUUUUCUGUGGGUGGUCAGGAGGAAGGCUGCUGUAAGGGGACAUGGAGCAAAGGUGACCUGCGAAAGGAGUACGCAGUGUGGGGAAGGAGUGUCCCAGAGUUCCAGCCGGGCGAAAGAUCCCGAGGUGGGGCGAGCCUUGCCGAGUUCCAGAGACAGCCGGAGGCCAGUGGCUCUAAAGCAGGACACGAGGCAGCCCAGCUGCUGAAGCCAGGAGGCAUGCUCGUUUAUAGCACGUGCACUAUCACCCUGGCAGAAAAUGAAGAGCAGGUUGCCUGGGCCCUCAGCACAUUUCCUUGCCUCCAGCUUCAGCCCCAGGAGCCACGGAUUGGAGAAGAAGGGAUGAUGGGAGCUGGCUUAUCACUUGAACAGUUGAGACAGCUGCAGCGAUUCGAUCCAUCUGCUGUGCCAUUACAGGACCCUGACCAGGAUGCUCUUAGAGAUGCCACAGCAGAAGACAUGAUCCGGCUGGCAAAUAAGGAUUGUAUAGGUUUUUUUAUUGCAAAAUUUCUAAAAUGGAAAAGCACAUCAGAGAAGGAUCCUCAGAAAUGAAAAUUCCACAUCCUUGCUUUCUGUUCUAUUCCCCUCAUGUCUCUUAAACCAGAGUGACAUCAGGCCACCUAAGGAUAGUAUGGUUGCCAAGGAAACAGGAGACGGUCAGUGGUUUCACCAGGACUGCCAGUGGUUUCAUCAAGACAGAGAAUUGUGUGUAUGGGUGGGGGUUGUGAAAUUAUGUUCUGGAUUGAAAAAAUUUUUUCUAGGAUUCAGUAGUGUAUAAAGCAAAGGAGCUACUUAUGGAUGCCUGUAACAUUUUCAUUUGGGGUCUUGUUUUAAUUAAUAAAGAAUAAUACUAAAAAUUAGUAUUUAA